AUGCACUUCAAGACCACCCUCCUCGUUGCCCUCUCGGCUUUCGCUGCUGCUCAGCAGUCUUCCCAGACAGUGGAAAACCCUGCCACCGGUUACCUCGACCAAACCAACUCCGCCGGCGCCGUCACCGGCCAGCCUGAAGCCGCAACCUCGCAGCAAGCCGCCGCUACCUCGCAACCCUCUGUCGUGACUUCCCAAGAGCUCCCAGCCGGUGUCUCGUCAAGCCUCAUCCCCUCCCAGACCUCCGGGCAGUCGACCCUGGUCACCUCCGCCGGCUCGUCCUCCGCUGAUGCUUCCUCGACUGCUACCAAGUCUACAUCUUCCUCUUCCUCUGACGAUGAUGAUGACAAUGACUCUUCUUCGUCCUCGUCUAGCUCCGGCUCGGCUAGCUCGUCCACUGCCGAUGGUGCUGCUGCCGUUCCUACUGCGGGCUCUGUCGUGUUGACUGUUGGUCUGGCUGGUGUUGCUGUGGCUGCUUUGCUGUAA
Aspergillus glaucus CBS 516.65 is the source of this 483-nucleotide messenger RNA. RefSeq names its product putative GPI anchored protein. The record is from RefSeq and is a predicted model, not a curated record. The coding region runs from base 1 to 483 and encodes 160 amino acids. NCBI's taxonomy places the organism in Eukaryota, Fungi, Ascomycota, Eurotiomycetes, Eurotiales, Aspergillaceae. The transcript has 2 exons.